AUGGAAGGAAUUUGGUGUAAUUACUCUGAUUUCAUCAUCAGGUUAGUUCAGUGUGUUUUGUUCUUGUAGCAGUUAUUAUUGAUGCCUCAGCAUCGCUGAAUUAGAAUUCCAUCAGUUUCCAAAGAUUACUGAACGUCUGGACCUGGGAGGUUGGGGGGGGGGGGAUACCCAACAAAGUUCUAUACGGGGAGGCUUCGCCCCGAGAUCCAUCCCCUUUUAUAGACCAUUUUUUUUAAAAAGAUACCCCUUUCGAAUACUUUCUAUUGACAAAUGGUUCCCCUUUCACAUAUUUAGUUUAGAACUUCACAUCUCUAUUAACUGCUGUAAAUGCACGAUCUUUAGACUAUGAAUAAAUCACCCGAAACCAGAACGUUUCCUCGGCAUUCUCACAGCUAUAAAAUGCAUCUGUUAGCCCUUUUGGCCCUUUUUACUGACCAAAAAGGAGGAUUUAGCUACCCUUUCAUAUGCUUCAGCUAGUAAAAUCCCUGUACCCUUUCAUAUAACUUAUUCCUGAAAAAGGUAUCCCUUUCGGGCGGAGCCUCACCGUAUAGCCCAUUAUAGGGAGUACCCCCCCUUCGGGACUAUCUAAACGGCAGCUUUCUCGACAUGAUCGGUGCAAAGUUCUCGACUAGAGGAAUUUGGAGUAUGCGAUUCGUUUCAGAACUGUCAAUCACCAGAUUCGGAGCAGGAACGUUCUCGGCGAGACACAAUGCAAUUUGCUUUCUGUAGCUUUUUCCAGGACAGAGUUUUGGAAGCAUGGGGCUCUAAUUCAGCGAAGAAACGAAAACACAUGAGGUCGGUCGGAGUCGCUGUUUUUGAGCGGUGAAACUUGUUUCGGGCCAAAUUUAGCUUGAGUUGGACGAGGUCAUUAACCCUACCCGCAGGCGCAAAGCUGAUCUCUCAAAAUGACGCCCUACACAGCAAUACAUGACACAUGACUUAGGCUCUGUCCACACUAAUGGGUUUUCAAAAGCAUGCGUUUUUUCGUCAAAAAACCUCGAUCAAGUCGCGUCCGCACUAGCGUUUUGAUGCGGUUUCGACUGUCCACACUAAAACGUUCGAAAACAAUAAAAUUGCACGUUGUGACGUAAGUUGAACUCUGUGCGCAUGCUCCAAACUCCCGCACGUGUGAUAUUUUCGGUUGCCGUUUUCAUGUUGAUGCGUUUUCCACUAUUUUCGACCGACCACACUAAUAUUUGUAUUCGUUUUCGUUUUGAUCCACCUCAAGAGCGUUUUCAAAUCGAUGCGUUUCUGAUUUAAACGCUCGGCGUAUUAGUGUGGACGCAAGGCCUAAACGCAUUGAAAUGUCUGCAUUUUCAAACGAAAACGCAUUAGUGUGGAUCGCCGGGGCCUUAGUUAACAUUUCGUUCAAUUUUUGAUUUUAAUGUAUUGUAAUGUUUAUAGUCUAUUGUAAUAACAUAUGCUAACAAUCCAAACAAUAACAAAUCUUGAUCUAAAUACAAACUGUAUUUUGGAGCAAAUUGGAACUGCCCUAAUUUUUUCUCUACAUGUCAAAACAAAUCGAUGUUUAGAUUUUGUUUCAGGACAAGUUUUGGAUCCGGUCAAAGAGCUGUUUAAAAAAUUGCUGCCUAUUAUUAUUCUUUGUUAAUGCAGAGAUGAAAAUGGCUUCGACGUCACAGACUGGAAACUCGCUCGUAAAUUUCAGGAAGAAAUCGAGGAGAACCUCGAAGACGUUCUGUGGGCCAGGAAGAGGAAAAACAUGCCGGACAUUCCAGCGCGAGUCGGUUUGCGGCUCAUGGGAUGGAGGAGCGACAAGCCCAUUGAAAAAGCUCUCGAAUAUUUUGCUUUUGAUUUUGAACAUGCCAAGCCACUGGAACUAGUGUCUUAUUACCAACUGUUUACAAGAGGGCAAGAUUUUUUUGUUACGGACCAGCGAGGUUUAUGGUCAUUGUAUGAAAACCUCUACAAACCUGUGAACGAACGCGUUCUCUUUCAGAGAACUGUUGAGAGAAUAAAAUAUUCUGACCAUUCAGUCGUAAUUCAAACUGAAAAUAAGGAAACGUUUGUCGCUGACUAUGCUUUGUGUACCUUUAGCACCGGUGUUUUGGCAAGUGGCAGUGUAACCUUCAACCCUCCUCUCCCCCCGUGGAAACAAGAAGCUAUCUAUAAAAACCCCAUGUCCGUCUAUACGAAGAUUUUUCUUAAGUUCCCAUCUAAAUUCUGGGACGACAAUGAAUACAUUUUGUACGCCUCUAAGCGACGCGGGUAUUUUCCAGUGAUGCAAAACAUGGACAAAGAAGGCCUUUUACCAAAUGGGACCAACGUAUUACUGGUGACUGUGACAGGAGACGAAGGAAGACGCAUUGAAGGACAAACGUACAAAGAAACAAAGAAAGAGAUAAUGAAAACUCUGAGGAAAAUUUAUGGUGUUAACAUUCCGGAUCCUACAGGUAUGUACUGGUUGUCAUGGCAAUCACUGUAGUCAUGACAAUCACUGUAAAACAAGUAGUUGUGGCAAUCCCCGAGGGGUACUCCCAAUAUAAUUGCCUAUACGGGGAGGCUCCUGAUCUCGAAGGGGGUACCACAGGGUCCCACAAAAUCUGUGUGUGUAACCGAUGUUAUUUUAUAGUAAAUGUACUGGAUUUACCGUUUCCUUCACCUAUGGCAAUAUAUAGCUAGGUAUGUAUAUAUGUAUAGUCGUCCUUUUGCCUCAAAAGUCGUUUUUUGAGCGAUUUUGAAGGAGUCUGAGUUCGCCGUUUACUGUUCCUAAUAACUCAAACUCCUUCAAAAUCGCUCAAAAAACCGCUUUUGAGGCAAAAGGACUACUAUAUACCACAGCUAAGGUAAUUCAACGUUUAACAUUUAUAUACAUAUCUAGCGCUAUAUCGCUAUAGGUGAGGCAAACGGUAAAUCCAGUACAUUUACUAUAAAAUAACAUCGGUUACACGCACAGAUUGUGUGGACCCCCUGUGGGUUUACCUUUCUCGGGCUUUAGGUAUAUAAAAGGGUAGGGGUUUGACUGGUAGAGAUGUAUGAAAGGGUUGGGGAAUCUGUCAUUUCAGUCUGUAAAAGAACCUUUAAAGGGCCAACAGACGCAUUUAUGAUUGUGAAAGAAACAAGAAAAUGUCCUGGUCUAGUGAUUUAUUUCGAAAAUACGUCGCAUUUACAGCAGUUAAAAUUGGGGAGUUGGGCGGGUUGGAAAAAUUACAACCGCUACAAGCAUGCACGAUCUCGAGAAAAUGCGCACAGAUUAUACAAAAUUCCUGCGAAAUCUCCUGGGACGAGAAUCGACUUUGCAUAUAACUUCUCUUCACUCACUUACCCAGCCCCACCUCUGUCAGUUUCUCGAUCUCAACACUCCCAUCCGUUUGAAAUGUUUUCUUUUUCUUCUAUUCAUAGCAAUAUUCUAUCGCCGUUGGUCCAAAGAUCCUUUUACCAGGGGAGCCUACAGCGAGCCAGUUGUAGGUAUGACUCCCCAGGAUUUCUCAAACCUCGCGGAGAACCUGGGUCGACUUUACUUCGCGGGAGAAGCAACGAGCGAGGAUUGGUACGGCUACAUGCAGGGAGCUUACUUUACUGGAAAAAAACAAGGGCAGAAAAUCGCGGAUGAUUUUCUGCAAAAAAAUCUUGAAAGAAACGAAUUGUAAGAAACGAAUUUUUCGAUAAACUAUAACUAUAUUGUUUCCUUGCAAAAAAUAUUCAGAUUUUGAAACUAUCCUAAAGCCAGUUUAACUCAUUAAAAGUUAAUAGUAGCGUUGAGUGGUCCUCUCAGUCUAGUUAGAUUGGAAACAAACACUUACUUGGUCCACAGGGGGUGGGAGAGCUUCCUUAUUUGACCACCGCCCCGCCCCCAACUCCCAGGCAACUGGAAGAAGGCUGCUUUUGUGGUUAUUAAAGAUUCAAAAAUGGCUGAAGUGUCAACUCAAAGGAUGAAUAGUCGUUAUAAUUCAGAUUUACCAGAACAUGGUCUUGUGAAUUGUGAUAAAGAUUGAAAACUGACUAAUUGUAGGCUUCAAAUAGACACAAAAUGUGUUAAAACAAACAACGAAGUUUUACAAAAGAAACUGAUAUUAGUUUUAUAAUAGAGAUACCAACUGGUUGAUUUGUAAGUUGUAAUUAAAAUUUAGAGGUGGAAGUAUUAAUUAAAAGUGUUUGUCUUAAACGUAAUGAAGGCAAUAAAUGAAUAAAAAC
Molecule: messenger RNA, 4152 nt
Organism: Porites lobata
Lineage: Eukaryota; Metazoa; Cnidaria; Anthozoa; Scleractinia; Poritidae
Source: the annotation of a GenBank genome assembly